AUGAACAACACAGCCGAUUCAUCUGGGUUCUUUGGCUCAAAUGACAUAAGUGGAUUUGGCUAUGGCAUAGGAAUUUCAAUUGGAAUUCUCUUACUCAUCACAACAAUCACACUCACUUCAUACUUUUGUGCAAGAUCACAAGUUCCAAAUGCUCCUAGAAGAAGAAACAACAACAACACCUCUCUAUUUCUUGAGCCACAACAUUCAAUACUUGAUUUAGGAUUAGAUGAAGAAACAAUCAAGAGUUAUCCAAAGAUGCUGUAUUCUGAAAUGAAGCUUAGAAAAAAUGAUUCAACCUCAACAUGUUGUUCUAUAUGUUUGGGUGAUUACAAAGGAAGUGACAUGCUUAAGGUUUUGCCAGAUUGUGAACAUUUGUUUCAUCUUAAGUGUAUAGAACCUUGGUUAAGGUUGCAUCCCACUUGUCCUCUUUGUAGAACUUCACCUAUUCCAACACCUCUUUCAACACCUUUGGCUGAAGUUGUUCCAUUGGCCACAAGGAGAGAUUCAUCAUAG
Molecule: messenger RNA, 513 nt
Organism: Vicia faba (fava bean)
Lineage: Eukaryota; Viridiplantae; Streptophyta; Magnoliopsida; Fabales; Fabaceae
Source: the annotation of a GenBank genome assembly